Molecule: messenger RNA, 681 nt
Organism: Seminavis robusta
Lineage: Eukaryota; Bacillariophyta; Bacillariophyceae; Naviculales; Naviculaceae
Source: the annotation of a GenBank genome assembly
AUGAUGGAUGCUACUCAUGGCACGAGCAUAGUUUUGCAACGGGCUGAUCUUUCGACUCGUGCAUCUCAUGUCUGUGGCGCAGCUUUGGCGCAAGGAACCAGCUGUGAUGAAGUUGCCACGCUAAUAGAAGGUUUCUUUCUGGUUGUUCAAGACAGUGAUGUCACUGGACCAUUCAGAAAUCUUGCCAAUGCUAAGGAAAAGCUCUUGCAAUACACUGCUGGCAGUCGAAUGAUUGUUGAAGUGAGAAAAGGAGUGGUUCAAAAUGAUCCCCGGACGAUUGCUGGGCAGACACAGAACCCUGCCAAUGGGUUCAGCAGCAAGUGGGAUGGCCCUGGUGAUACGCAAAGGAUGCUUGACCUUGCUGAGCAGUUUCUUCGUUCGCGGUCGGACGAGUUUUCGCAAGACGCAGGCGGUCCCAGCUACUUUGUUGUCGUAGAUAACAAUGCUGUGACUGGAACAUUUACUGAUCUCACGAAGGCCAAGGAGCAGUUGGCAGCAAUUGGCUUUGGCAGCCGAUUGAUUGCCGAGGUGAAAGAAGGCGUGGUUCAAGGCGACCCCCACAAGAUUGCUGGGAAACACCAGACUAAAGCAAAUGGGUUUCAAAAAUUCUGGUAUGACGGGGAUGACAUAAACAGGAUGAUUGGAAUUGCUAAGGAGUACGUCACGCCGUGCUCUUCGUAA